Molecule: messenger RNA, 5920 nt
Organism: Salvia hispanica
Lineage: Eukaryota; Viridiplantae; Streptophyta; Magnoliopsida; Lamiales; Lamiaceae
Source: RefSeq, a predicted model, not a curated record
UUCACAUACUUUUAUCUCUCCCUCUCUCACUGCGAAACACUCUCCUCUCUCUAUAGAGCUCCCCGUAUAUCUGCUCGCCAAUUCAAAACCCUAAACCAUAGCUUAUCUGUAUACGAAGAUCGAUUCCCAUCUCCAUUUUCCGUCGUCGCACACAUCUCGAUUUUAAUGCGACUCCUUUCUUUCGUGUUGUUAUUCUGGCAGCUAUCAGUGUUUGAGGUGUUGGCACAUGAUUGAUGUUAGCUUUCAGGGGAAUUGUAUGUUGACAUACCUGUUCUUGUUUCCAAAGCUGAAAAUUUUAGGUUAACCAUCUAUGCCUGGCAACGAACUUGGAGAUAGGGUCCACAAUUUCUUUGCACAAGACAAUUCAUCACAGGGGCAACAUCAAACACAUGGUUUGGAAGGAAACUGGCCAGUGCCUAACAACAAUUUUUGGGUUGGCAGCCCAAGACCUGUUGGUGUGGUGAAUUCAAGCACUAAAAGUUACUCUGGGAAAAACCCAGAAAUAGAUAGAGGGCAGUCUAGCUACCCUGUUCAUGCAGCUCAUGGAUUGAAUUUUUCUCAAUCAAAUCUAAGGCCUGAUUUCUCUGGAAGUCAGUCCCUAAAUGAGCAGCAAUAUUCCAACGGCCAUAUGUAUGGAAAUCAAUAUUCCCAAGGUAGGCAGAAUGAAGCAAACUUCCGGGAAUUGGAUGCAUAUUCUGAUCAACAUAAUUUAUUAGCCUCAAGAGGCUUGUCAGUGCAUGAAUUGCAGAGAAUUAGCGGCCGCGAGCAACUACCAAAGGCUUCAGAUAGAUCAGGAUCAUCUGUCUCUUCGGUUAGUUUUGAUCUAUUUGGUGGUCAGCAGCAGAUGAACCAUCAGCAAGCAAGCCUGCUGCAGGCAUUACAGCGGCAGCAAUCUGGCCUCAAUGACAUGCACCAACUGCAGCAGCAACUCAUGAUCAGGAAAAUGGAAGAGCUUCAAAGACAGCAGCAACUUCAACAGCUGGACUCACGGCCUCAAAAUUCUAAUCAUCAGGUUCCUCAGGUUGCCAAACAGGCAUCUGGAAGCCAGUCCCCUAUGUUUCAUGGUACUCUAAAUUCCGAUGCAUUACGUAAUCCUUGGACUACUGAGCCUGGGACAAACUGGCUUGGUCGUGGUUCUGCUGCCAUGCAAGGAUCCCCUAGUGGCUUUACUUUUCUACCAAAUCUUGGACAGACACACCAAUUAAUAGACAUGGUGAAUCAACAGGCUGAUCAAUCCCUUUAUGGGGUUCCAGUAUCCAAUUCAAGGGGUUUGGGUGUGAACCAAUACUCUCCGAUGGUGACAGAGAGACCGCCAAUGGCUCAAAUGCCAACAUCUGGUAAUUCUCUGCACAGUAAUCAACACAAUUUUUUGCCUGAUAGACUUACUGAGGCGACUUCCAUAUCUCGACAAAACUUUCAAAAUGAAACUAAUGAACAUGGUUCUAGUCAGGCACUAACUACUGGCUUAAUGGAUAUAGGAUUCCACCAGCAAGUGAAUUCAUUGCAGAAUAAUGCAACACAUCAGGACCAUGCGAGGAGUCAGGAGCUGUGUACUGUAUCAGAAACCUCACAAGAAAGAUAUCCAAUGCAAGUAUCUUCACCUCAGAAUGAAGUUACCCUUGAUCCUGCUGAAGAAAAGAUCUUGUAUGGUUCGGAUGAUAAUAUAUGGUCUGCAUUUGGUAAGCUCCCAAGUAUAAGUGGAGAAGCGGGUAAUUUAUUCGAUAGUAGUAAUGGGAUAUCAAAUGGGAUUCCAUCCCUUAACAAUGGUAGCUGGAGUGCUCUCAUGCAGUCUGCGGUGGCUGAAACUUCUAGUGCUGAUAUAAGGCCUCAGGAGGAAUGGAGUAGUCUGAAUUAUCACAAUAUGGAUGGUCCUUCAGCAACUCAGUCCCCCUUAAUUCAUGAUGGAAAUGUCAAACAAUCACCGCUGCACAGUGACAGUGUUCGAAUACCUUCAGCAAAAGGCACUGAAUCCAUUCGCUCCUCUGACCCUCUCAGACCUAUGGGAUUGAAUCAACUUGGGCACACUCUCCUGGGGCAGCCUAGUGAGGCGGUGCCAACUGAUGUUUCUCAAAGGUUUGGGCAGUCUGUUGCAGGAACUAGCGAGUGGCUAAAUCGUAGCCAAGUCCAAAAUCAAUUAACAGGUGAGACUGAUAUACGUGGAAAUGCCUUGGAAAAAGCUGUGGGUGCUGAGAGAAAUGGAAAGAAAGUUUUUGCCGAUUGGCCUCCUGGCCAGGGUGGAACUAAACCUCAAUCAAAUGGUUGGAAUGCUCUGGCAGCUGUACCACCUGCUGGGGAUAGAUCAUUGAAUAGUCAUAAUGCUGAGAAAGUAUCUCAAAAUCAGAACAACCAAGUGAGGGCAAUGCAGGGUCAAAUGGUAGAUGGAGAUUCUUUUAGGAAAUCCAGUCCCUUAGCUAGUGCUGUUGGAUUUGGCUCCGUAAGAUCUAUGACUGGAAAUCACCAAGCAAAUAAUUCCAAAGGAAAUUUGGGUUUUCACAGUGCUGCAUAUUCAGUAGCAAACUCAUGCAAUAUGAUAACUAGUGAUGGAGCUAAUCCAUUCGCUCAGAAUAACUAUUUACCCAAUCAGUGGAAGCAUGCCUCUCCUAAAACAAAAUCCCAAGGGGGUGAAAGCUUAGGGAGAAUGAUUGAUCUGGGUAAUGAUCAGAAUCAAGGGUCAUGGAAGAGCCCCGAUAAUGGUGAAAUGAUAAAUUAUGAUAGGGAGAACUGUGCCAUGAAGGAGAAUUCUAAUGACAGUCAUCGCUCAAACUUAUCUAAUCAUGCUUCAGGUGGCCUCAGGGAAAGUGGAGCAGUUGACGCAAUUGAUUCAAGGUCUCUAUCCUCUGGGAAGCAAAAGUCGAGCAAUCAGCUUGCUAAAAAAGGUUCCGCUCCUCGCAAAUUUCAGUAUCAUCCCAUGGGAAAUCUGGAUGAUGAUGUGGGGCCUACCCAUGACCUUAAGCAGCCUACCCAAGCACAGGCCACUGCUCUGAAGAAUGCCCAUCCUGGCCAGUUAAAUCUGUUUGGUCAGGUUGCAAUAAAUUCUGCAGAAAAGGGUGAAAUUUCAAAAGACAGUAAACACCAUGAUAAAGAGCCUUCUAGUGGUAGCUUCACUGGUUAUGCAGCUGGGACAUCUACUCUUUUUAGUCAAUCAUUUGAUUCAAGCACUAAAAAGGUUACAUCACCCAGCCAAAACAUGCUGGAGCUUCUUCACAAGGUGGAUGUAUCAUCUCAACCACCUGAAGCAGAAAACUCUGAUGGGUCUGCUGGUCACCUUCAGCGCAGACAAUCUUCUUUCUCUAAAGGUUUUGGAUUGCAACUUGGUCCUCCAUCUCAACUAUUGCAAAUUCCAGAUCUUUCAUCACCCUCCCAGAAAGCUCAAAGCAUGGCAAAUGCAGCAUGCACCAGUCUUGCUGGCAUAGGAAUGGCAGAGAAAAGCAUGCACAUGUCAUCUUCGUUGCAAUCUGGGCAGUCCCCAAAUGAAAAAUCUCAGAUGGAAUAUGAAAACCAUGCAUCUGCAGGUCCAAGAAAUCUAGGGAAUGAUAACUCUGUCAGUAAGGGGCCAGGGAACUAUCAUUCAGCAUUUACUUCUGACACUCCAUAUAUGCAAAGUCAACGUCAGAAUAAACAAGCAACAAGGCCAAGCACAAAACCAGCUAUGAAUCAGCACAUUGACUCCUCAUUCAGCUAUAGUGCUUCACACUCAAUGGAAAGAGGUUCUGCAGAGACUGUUCUACCUGAUACCUCUGGCAACCAUCAAAAAAAUAGUCUUCCUUCGUCUGGGGGCUCUGCUCAGCAAAGUGGCCCUUACGAUGUACAGGAGAUAGGUCCAGCUGGAACUGCAUCAUCCAGGGAUCAAAUGUGCGGUUCUCAGCAUUUUGCAAUGUCAAGCAUUUCUCGACAAGGGUCUUCAAGCAAGGUCUUGAGUAACAUGUGGUCUAAUGUUCCUACGCCUCAAAAUACUUCAGCGGCUCAGUAUCCAACAAAUUUUAAUGAGCUACCCCAGCCCAAUAUAUUGGAAUCUAGUUCUCGAGAUGAUCUUGAUGUUGGUAAAGGGGAAAUUUGUACGAAGUCUACUGCAAUGCAUGUUGACGGGCACAUGCAAAGGUUGAAGGAAAACUCUGGAGAGUUAGUCUCUGCCUCGAAAAUAGAAUUGCCUUCCGGAAGUGCGUCUUCUAUUAAGAAUCGCUUGGAUGAUUCUCCUGUUAACUCUGCUUCUACACAAAAGGACAUUGAAAACUUUGGCCGAUCUCUGAAACCUAAUAGCUUUUCUAAUGAAAAUUUUGCCUUACAAAACCAAAUGAGGGACCUGAAGAAUGCCGAGAGUGAUCCAAGCAUUAGGUUUUCAAAGAGAUUAAAAGGACCGGAAAAUGUUCAUGAUAUUCAUCAAUCACAUUUGGGUUCAAGUAGUGGAAUUCCUCCUGAAGAUUCUAGGGUAGUGACCUUUUCUACUCCAUCUGAUAUCAUGCUGAGGAACACUUCACCUCACAGAAAUGCUGCCCCACAGGAUGUUGCUAUGAUGACUGCUCUGCAUGAUUCUACUAGCAAACCUCCUGCUGAUGCUUCUGCUGUUAGAAUUGAGCAUCAUGCGGUUAGCCCCCAGAUGGCACCGUCGUGGUUCAAUCAGUAUGGAUCCUUGAAAAGUGGGCCAUUAUUGCCUAUGCAAAAUAUGCGCCAUGUCAUGUCCUCGAGACCGGAAGAACUUCCAUUUUCUCCUGGAAUGUCUUCUAUGGGUACACCUUAUUUAGAAGAUAAAGCUGUUGCUACUCCUGUUGAGACAUAUGUCGGUGGCGCUCUUAAGAGUUCUGUUCCCACUGUCAAAGCAAAUGAGCACUUAUUUUCUCCUCCAUCAAUGAAGAUGAAUGUUUCUGAUCAGCAUCAGGUGAUUUUGAGACCCAAGAAGCGUAAGACUGCUACUUCUGAACUUCUUUCAUGGUAUGAAGAGAUAAGACAUUGUUCACAAAGUCCUUCAAUUCUCAGUUUGGUAGAAGCAAACUGGAGUAGAGCAGCAAAUCGUCUUACUGAAAAGGUUGAAGAUGAUAUCGACCUGAUUGAAGAUGGACCUCCAUUGCUUAGGUCAAAGAGACGGCUUAUUUUGACAACACAACUUAUGCAGCAAUUAUUUUGUCCUCUGCCAGCAACAGUUCUAUCUGCUGAUGCUAUUUCCGAAUAUGAAAGUUUGGCUUAUGCCGUAUCUAGGGUAGCACUUGGAGAUGCAUGCAGUGCGCUAUCUACCUCUUGUAAUUUGGAUUCGCCCCGUCAUGACAUGAAUAUACAUGCUGCUAAGGGCAAACUCAACGGUGAUUCAUGUUUUGCGAAAGUCAUUGAAGAUCUAUCAGGAAAAGCUGGGAAGCUAGAAAAUGACUUAUUGAGGCUGGACAAGAGUGCAUCAAUAUUGGAUUUGAGAUUGGAAUGCCAAGAUUUAGAGAAGUUUUCUGUCAUCAAUCGAUUUGCUAAGUUUCAUGGUCGGGGGCAAACUGAUAAUGCAGUGAUAUCCACUGAUGCGACAGCAGCUACUCAAAGACCUUGUGCACAGAGAUAUAUAACUGCUGUGCCCAUGCCUAAAAGUCUUCCUGACUGGGUACAAUGUCUCUCACUAUAAUGAUUAUUGAUUUAUUUUUUGUCUGCUGAUGUGAACUGUGUCCAGUACUUUAUUGACUGGCACUUUCACCAAGGACAAUUAAAUGGCGAAUUGCAGGAGGAUGGACAUGAAGUCUCCUCAAAUGUGUUGGUCUUUUCAGUUAGGCAUUUAUGUCAUUAUUGAGAAAUGCAAGGUUCAGUUCAUGUACCGCUCUAUGAAAUGGAAAAAAAUUGGGAUUGCCCAUCAUUUUUGCCUAGACGGGGGUAAUAUUAAGUGCCACAUGCAAAUGGAUAUAUGACACUUAGGUAGAGAAAUAUUUUAUUAUGUAUAUUCAGUAUGUUUUCUUCU